ACAGCACCAGCCACCCCACCACCUAGAUUUGCCUUCUGCAGGGCAGGAGAUUCCUGGAGGUUUGGGGGCGUGAAGACCAGGCUGCUGGCUCCCAGAGUGCCAUCCAGCCCGCUGCAAGGGUUGCCAUCUUCAGGGCGGGAGAUUCCUGGUGCUUUGGGGGCGAAGCUGUGAGGAGUGAUCCCAAUGGAGGGAGUCCCCCGUCAAGCCUCUGGGUCUCAGUUAGGCCGAGGCAGCCAAUAUGGGGAGGGCUUAGAGAGGGGCCUAACGAAGCCUUAUGGUUGACCUGCAGGAGGAGGAGGAACGUCUCCCCCCCCCGGAUGGGCUGAGUUUGCAGGGUUGCCAGCCGCAGGGCGGGAGAUUCCUGGAGCCUUGGGGGGCAAAGCUGUGAGGGGCGAUUCCCAUGGAGGGAGUCCCCCCCCCCGCUAGGCCAAGACAGCCAAUAUGGGGAGGGCUUAGAGAGGGGCCUAACGAAGCCUUAUGGUUGACCUGCAGGAGGGGGAGGAACGUCUCCCCCCCCCGAUGGGCUGACUUUGCAGGGUUGCCAGCCGCAGGGCGGGAGAUUCCUGGAGCCUUGGGGGGCGAAGCUGUGAGGGGCGAUCCCCACGGAGGGAGUCCCCGCCAAGCCUCUGGCUCUCCGCCAGGCCCGGGCAGCCCACCUGGGGAGGGCCCGCAGAGGGCCGAAGGCCUCAGAGCCGCCGCCGCCGCCUCUCCUCCCCGGGAAGCCCCGCUCCCCGCGGCCCGGAGGCGGCCCGAGUCCUGCGGGGAGGCGGAGCGGCGGCGCGGGGAUGCGGGCCGGGCCGGCGGUGCGGCUGGUGCGGCUGGGCCGGGCCUCGUACGCGGCCUCGCGGGCGGCCCAGGAGCGCUGCGUGCGGCGGCAGCGGGCCGAGGCCGAGGCCGCGGCGGGGGCCCCGGCGGGCCGGCUGGUGGUGUGGGAGCCGUCGGGCCCGGUGUUCACGGCGGGGCUGCGGGGCGCGGCGGAGGCGCGGCGGCUGCGGGCGCUGGGGGCCGGCUUCGAGCGGGCGGGCCGCGGCGGCCUGCUGACCUUCCACGGGCCCGGGCAGCUGGUGGCCUACCCGGUGCUGGACCUGCGCCGCCUGGGCCUGCCGCUGCGCGCCUACGUGGCCGCCCUGGAGCGCCUGGGCCGCGCCGCCGCCGCCGCCCUCGGCCUGCCCCACGCCCGCGCCCUGCCGCCGCCCUGCACCGGCGUCUGGGUGGGCGACGCCAAGCUCUGCGCCAUCGGUGUCCACUGUGGGAGGCAUAUAACGUCGCAUGGCCUGGCUUUGAACUGCUGCACCGAUUUGACGUGGUUUGACCACAUCGUUCCUUGCGGACUGGAAGGAAAAGGGGUGACCUCCCUAAGUCAAGAACUCCAGAGGCAUGUGUCUGUUGAAGAAGCCACCGAACCUUUCUUGGAUGCUUUUCAGGAGGUGUUUAAGUGCACUUUAACUGACUCUGAAGAACCUUUGAGCUAGAGAGAUUUCAGCAGCCCCUGUUUUGGAGAGUAAUUUGUGGUCGUUUCUAGGUAUAUUGUGGCACCCAGGCGGCUUUUCCCUACAGAAGACACUAAAACUUGAAAGGAAGUAUAUACAUUGUGUACAAGGGGGCGCGUUACACAUUUUAAAUGUCAGAGCAUCUGGCCCAAAGUAUCCUGGGAACUUUGUGGAGAGGAAUAGAGAAUGUUGACUUUCUUCAAUAAAACUACAGUUCACAGGCGUCCUUCCAGAAAGCAUUAAUCACUGAAGCCCAGUGAGAAAGGUAGACUAUAAAUGAAAAUAAAUAAAACAAACUGCCCAUUUUUCUGGUAAAUAUAUGUAAAAAUGAGUCAGUUGCCUUUAAAUAUAUG
Eublepharis macularius is the source of this 1843-nucleotide messenger RNA. RefSeq names its product putative lipoyltransferase 2, mitochondrial. Gene Ontology annotation, cellular component: mitochondrion. Gene Ontology annotation, molecular function: lipoyl(octanoyl) transferase activity. The transcript is spliced from 2 exons. Lineage: Eukaryota; Metazoa; Chordata; Lepidosauria; Squamata; Eublepharidae. Gene Ontology annotation, biological process: protein lipoylation. Bases 786 to 1472 code for a protein of 228 amino acids. The record is from RefSeq and is a predicted model, not a curated record.